AUGUACAUGCUCAAGGGUGGCGCUGUGCCAAUCCCGCGCUGGAUCCUCAUCUUCCGCGCAUUCCAGCUCUUCUUCGCCGCGCUCCAACCCCCACUAAUCGCUACCAUAGUAAUCGCUUGUCUUACCAUCAUCCCGAUUCUGAUUCUUACCACUCCGCUUCAUCUCGCCCAACGAAAAUUUUACGAUCCGCGGAUCGCCCUACUACUCGAUGGCUUCGCGGCGUUGUUCUGGCUAGCUGCUUUUGCAUCACUAGCUUCGUACCAGGACAUCUAUUCGGAAUACGGACGCGACAGUGAGGUCGUGACGUUCAUCUUCGAUAACUGCUUCAAGUGUCGGAGGGCGUGGAGGUCUGGGGUGGCGGCGACAGUGUUUGCGGCUAUUGAAUUUUUGCUGUUCUGCUUCACCACGCUCGCCUUCGUAUACUACUUCCACUGCCAUCUAGCAGGUGUACAUGCACCGGGUAUCACGCAGCAAAAGGCCGAAGGCCCUGCUGCUGCUGAGAUGGGCGCUGCAACCGGGACGGCUCCUGGGACGACUGGAACUGCGGGUGCGCCUGAGGAGCACCAAAUGCAGUCAAUUCCUUACGAGGCUACGACGAACGGUGCUGGUAACCAUGGAGCGGGGAUCCCCGCCCCGCCUACUUCCGGAGGGUAUGGGAACACUACCCAGACUAGUAAUCCGCUUUAUCCGGAGUCGCCGACGAGGCCCGCUAGAGAAGGAGGUUAUGGCGGGUACGCGAAUGGGAGUAAUCAGGGUUAUGGAGCGGAGACUACGCGGCCUUGA
Trematosphaeria pertusa is the source of this 783-nucleotide messenger RNA. RefSeq lists its product as uncharacterized. NCBI's taxonomy places the organism in Eukaryota, Fungi, Ascomycota, Dothideomycetes, Pleosporales, Trematosphaeriaceae. The transcript has 3 exons. The record is from RefSeq and is a predicted model, not a curated record. Bases 1 to 783 code for a protein of 260 amino acids.